CCGUGGCGGGCGGGGGGGGCGCCGUACGGUGGCCGGGAGGCGCCGCGCUCGGGGCCGGGCCCAGCAUGGGCGACCAUCGCGACACGGCGACAGCGACAGCGGGGGGGGGGCGGCGGCGGCGGCGGCCCCCCCCCGGCCCCGGGCAGGGCGACGGCGGCGACGACCCCGGCGGGGAUUUCAGGUGUCACAAGGUGCAGGAAUCCCUGCUGAGCUCGGCCAGCGGCUACAGCAACUACCGGGGGAUCCUCAACUGGUGUGUGGUCAUGCUGGUCCUGAGCAACGCUCGGCUCUUCCUGGAAAACCUCAUCAAGUACGGGAUCCUGGUGGACCCCAUCCAGGUGGUCUCCCUCUUCCUCAAAGACCCCUACAGCUGGCCCUCCCUCUGCCUGGUCAUCGUGGCCAACGUCUUCGUGGUGCUGGCCUUGGCCCUGGAGAGGCAGCUGGCGGCGGGGUCCCUCUCGGAGGGCGCGGGGGCCGCCCUGCACGCCCUCAACCUCCUGGCCAUCCUGUGCUUCCCCGCCGCCGUCGUCCUCGCCGUCACCUCCAUCACCCCCGUGGGGGCCGUCUUCGCCCUGGCCAUCUACACCGUCCUCUUCCUCAAGCUCUUCUCCUUCAAGGACGUCAAUAAGUGGUGUCGGGAGAAGAGGGAGGUAAAAGCGGCCCCCCCGGAGCCCGGGGACGGCUCGGACGCAGCCGCCGAGGAAGCCAACGGGGACGUGAGGAAGAGCGGGGUCGCCUACCCGGCCAACCUCACCUACAGAAAUCUCUACUACUUUCUCUUCGCGCCCACCCUGUGCUACGAGCUGAACUUCCCCCGCUCCCCCCGCGUCCGCAAGCGCUUCCUCCUCCGGCGCCUCUUCGAGAUGCUCUUCUUCACCCAGCUGCUGGUGGGGCUGAUCCAGCAGUGGAUGGUGCCCACGAUCCAGAACUCCAUGAAGCCCUUUCGGGACAUGGAUUAUUCCCGGAUCAUCGAGCGGCUCCUGAAACUGGCCGUCCCCAACCACCUCAUCUGGCUCAUCUUCUUCUACUGGUUCUUCCACUCCUGCCUGAACGUGGUGGCCGAAGUGAUGCAGUUCGGGGACCGGGAGUUCUACAGGGACUGGUGGAACUCGGAGUCGGUGACUUAUUUCUGGCAGAACUGGAACAUCCCCGUGCACAAGUGGUGCCUCAGGCACUUCUACAAGCCCAUGCUGAGGUGGGGGGUCAGCAAGUGGACGGCCCAAGUAGCUGUUUUCCUGGUGUCUGCCUUCUUCCACGAGUACUUGGUGAGCGUCCCCCUGAAGAUGUUCCGGCUCUGGGCGUUCAUGGGGAUGGCGGCUCAGAUCCCGCUGGCCUGGUUCGUCUCCAAGUUCCUCCGGGGUAACUACGGGAACGCGGCCGUCUGGAUCUCGCUGAUCAUCGGGCAGCCCAUCGCCGUCCUCAUGUACGUCCACGACUACUACGUCCUCAACUACGAAGGCAACCAGUGAGGGGAGGGGGAGAGGGGGGCACCCCCCGCCGACCCCCGGCACAGCAGCGGACCCCCGGACGGUGCCGCCGCCGGGAAACGCCGCCGGCGGGCGUCCUCGUGAAUCGAAUGUCGGAUCAAUGCAAUAUCCCGCCGUGGGGGGGGAUGGUGGGGACCCCCCGCCUCUGCCCCGGGGUCGCCGCGGCCUGGGUGGGAGGGAGGCAGGAGCUGAGCCUCCCCCCGGGGGGGGGCUGCGGGGUCUGGCCCCGCUUCCCCCCCACACACACACACCCCCCGCAGCCCCCCGGCUUUGAGCGCCCGCCCGCCCCGCGCCGUGACGGCACUUUACGGGACUGUCCCCGGCCCGUGACCGUCCCCGGGGCGGGGGUCUCGCCCCAGCCCUGCCGCGGCGCGACCCCUGCCCGCAGCUCGCCGCCGCGGUGGCCGGGAGCCCUGGGCGCCGCCUGCUCCGUCCGCUGCUGCCUCGGGCCUCGCUCGGGCCUCACUCAGCCACUUUUUAACCCUUUCAGAUUGUAUCUAGCAAAUAUUGAUUGAUUAAAGUGUCUUUUUUUUUUCCAA
This is a messenger RNA of Phalacrocorax carbo (great cormorant), 2026 nucleotides long. The record is from RefSeq and is a predicted model, not a curated record. Lineage: Eukaryota; Metazoa; Chordata; Aves; Suliformes; Phalacrocoracidae.